CACGGCGCCGCCAUCACCGCCGCGGCGACCCGGCCCGCCCGGCGCGCAUGCGCGGGAGCGCCCGGCGGAGCGGAGCCGAGCGGAGCUGAGUACAUCCCAAUUUGUGCCGGGUCCUCGUGCGCUGAGGAAGCAGCUCGUACCUUGGCAGCCCCAUCAGAGCAGCAGAUCCGCUCCAAAUACCACACAAAGGUGUCUCUGAGCCAUGGCAGCCAAAUGGACUGGUGGACAUUCCUCCUCUAUAUUGUGCUUGAAUGUAAACACGGAAGGGCUGGUGGCUUCGGGCGCAGAGAGAGGCGAGCUCACGCUGUGGGACGUCACAGGCUCUCCAGUGGGACAGCUCCAGCUCCCGGAGGCAGAUGAUGUGACAUCCGUGGUGUUCUCUCCCCGCUGUCCCACCAAGCUGUACACCGCCCAUGGAGAAACUAUCAGUUUGCUGGAUGUCCGGUCGCUCAAGGAGCCCACUGAACGCUUCCACGUGAAUGAGGAGGAGAUCAACUGCCUCUCCGUGAAUGAGACGGACAGCUUCUUGGCUGCAGCUGAUGACUCUGGGGCCAUAAAGGUUAUAGACUUGGAAAAAAAGAAAGUCAGCCGGUCCUUGAGACACUCAAACAUCUGCUCCUCUGUUGUCUUUCGGCCUCAGAGGCCUCAAAGCCUUGUUUCCUGUGGCCUGGACAUGCAGGUUAUGCUGUGGAACCUGCAGAAAGCUCGCCCCUUGUGGACCACAAACCUGCAGGAGUGCGAAACGGAGGAAGGUGGUCCGCAGCCAGCCGGCCAGUUCUUUAACCCACCGCUGGCACAUUCCCUCUCUGUCGCAUCAUGUGGCAACAUCUUCGGCUGCGGAGCUCAAGACGGUAAAGUCAGAAUAUUCAGAGUCACUGGGGUGAAGUUUGACCGCGAGCUGGCGUUUCAAGGUCACAGCUUGGGCGUAUCGCAGGUCCUCUUUCUGCCAGGAGCCUACUGGUUGCUGACUGGAGGAAAUGACGGGAAGGUCUUGCUCUGGGAUGUCAGCAGUGAUGUUGGGAAGCAGCAGAAGAGUCCAGCAAAAUCUCUGCAGAGAAGGAAAGCCCAAGCACCUGCUGCUGCCAGAAAAGAUGGGAAGCUCAACAAAGUGGCUUCAAAUGACCAGGCUGGAGUUUUACCCAAGCUAAGCAUCGAGCACGGGGAGAAGGUGAACUGGAUCUCCUGCGCGGAGAUCAAAGGCUCCAAGAGAGUCUUAGUUGCUGAUCAGAGUAGUUCUAUAUCUGUGUAUCCAUUGCCAGAACCUUAGACACUGAGAUGUUUAUAGGAAUUUUGGGGGAAAACCACUUCUCGGAGCGUUUGAAAUGAGGCCAGUCCCACCCGAAACCUGCUGCAUCCUUGGGAAGGGAUUUGCUCUGAACUCACGCGAGUCCUCACUGCGUAACUGGCCUCACAUUCUGUUUUUCAGCGGCUGUUGGUGUUUGCUGCAGCUGUUCCUCGCAGGGUUGGCAGUUUGCUUCUUGAAUUUAAGUGAAACGGGUUUCAAUAUGUUUAGGGGUAAUAUUAGUUCAUGACUAAGCUGACGUAGUUAAGGUUGGGGGAAGAAAUUCACGCUAACGAGGACACCCACGAUGCUAAAUGAGGAUGCUGAGCUCCUUCCAUUUUGAACUAUUGCAGUGCUUUGCCGUUACUCUCCCUGUUAAAUUGUGGCACAGUUCAUGUAAACUGGCCAUAGCGUAAUUAUAUUUUUCGUUCUUUUGUCAGCAGCUGCAUAUAAGACUAGAGAAGUAUCAAGUAAUGAGUAAUCAAAUUAGUUUAACUGUCAUUUUCACACUGCAGUAAAUGAAGGAGCAGGAGAAAAUGUUAACAUCUGUUUAACAGCUCAGCUUUUAUGCAGUUAGCUGUUUAAUCCGGGGGAAAAUAACUACUACACUUGUCAAUAAAUGCUUUUUCUCUCA
This is a messenger RNA of Columba livia (rock pigeon), 1916 nucleotides long. RefSeq names its product WD repeat domain 53 (gene WDR53). NCBI's taxonomy places the organism in Eukaryota, Metazoa, Chordata, Aves, Columbiformes, Columbidae. Gene Ontology annotation, molecular function: protein binding. The record is from RefSeq and is a predicted model, not a curated record. The transcript is spliced from 4 exons. Bases 203 to 1267 code for a protein of 354 amino acids.